Coregonus clupeaformis (lake whitefish) is the source of this 6495-nucleotide messenger RNA. It is a transcript of the gene pcdh7a, whose product is annotated as protocadherin 7a. Gene Ontology annotation, molecular function: calcium ion binding. NCBI's taxonomy places the organism in Eukaryota, Metazoa, Chordata, Actinopteri, Salmoniformes, Salmonidae. Gene Ontology annotation, biological process: homophilic cell-cell adhesion. The record is from RefSeq and is a predicted model, not a curated record. The coding region runs from base 63 to 4337 and encodes 1424 amino acids. Gene Ontology annotation, cellular component: plasma membrane. The transcript is spliced from 6 exons.
AGAGAAAGAGGAAAGAGAGACAGAGGGAUAGAGAGAGAGGGAGGAGAAGAAAGGAGGGAACCAUGCGGAGGACAGGGGUAGGUGUCUGUGGCGGUGCAGGUGCAGUGUUCUCCCGCUCGGUAAUGGUAACUGGACCGGGGGAGUCGUUCUGCCUCCUAGUCCUUCUCCUACUAACGCUGACUCAGCUCCCGGUCGCUGACUCUGCACUCCGUUACCGGGUGGCCGAGGAGGGCCCCGCAGACGUCAAGAUCGGUAAUGUGGCCGCCGACCUCGGCCUGUCCGCGGGCACCGGCUCCGGGGAUGUCACAUUCGCCCUGGAGAGCGGCUCGGAGUUCUUCAAGAUUGAUAACGUUACCGGGGAGCUGACUACCGGGCAGCGGAGGAUUGACCGGGAGAAGCUGGCCCAGUGUCAGAUGAUCUUCGAUGAGAACGAGUGUUUCCUAGACUUCGAAGUGUCUGUGAUUGGUCCGCUCCAGAGCUGGGUGGAUCUCUUUGAGGGCCGCGUGGUCAUCACCGACAUCAACGACAACACUCCCUCGUUUCCGUCACCGGUGCUGACAUUAGCUGUCGAGGAGAACCGUCCAAUAGGAACGCUGUAUCUGUUACCGACAGCGACGGAUCGCGACUUCGGGCGCAACGGGAUUGAUCGUUAUGAGUUGAUUCAAGAUGGUAGCUCUUCCGGUUCGGCGGGUUCAGGGUCGGGGUCAGCCAGGAGAGCAGCCGGAGGGCCUAUGGGAAGAGCGGAUGGAACAGGAGGAGGAAACGGAGGAGGAGGAGGGGAUAGGAGGAGAGGAGCGGUGGAUAACAACGGAGGAGGAGGAGGUGCAGGAGGAGGAGGUGUGAGGAGCAGUGUGUUCGAGCUCCAGGUCGCCGACACGCCCGACGGUGAGAAACAACCACAGCUGAUCGUGAAAGGCCCCCUGGACCGUGAAGCACGCGACUCGUAUGAGCUGGUUCUACGGGUCCGGGACGGUGGGAACCCUCCUCGCUCCUCCCAGGCACUCCUCCGUGUCACCAUCACCGACGUCAACGACAACAGCCCGCGCUUCGAGAGAGCCAACUAUGAGGCCGAGAUGGCGGAGAACGCGCCUCCCGGAACCCCCGUCCUGCAGGUGCGUGCUUCGGACCGCGAUGUCGGCGUCAACGGGCAGGUGGAGUACGUCUUCGGCGCUGCCACGGAAUCUGUCCGCCGUCUUCUCCGACUGGACGAGGCUACCGGUUGGCUGAGCGUCCUCCACAGGAUCGACCGGGAGGAAGUGGCCCAGUUACGGUUCGUGGUCACGGCGAGGGAUCGCGGUCAGCCGCCGCGCACCGACCGGACGACCGUAGUCCUGGUGGUCCGGGAUGAGAACGACAACGUUCCGGUCGUGGAGAUACGGAAGAUCGGACGGAUCCUGGUGAGAGACGGAGUGGCGCUGGUACCGGAGAAUGUUCUGGUGGACACACCGGUGGCUCUGGUUCAGGUGUCAGACCGUGACCAGGGGGAGAACGGGGCGGUUACGUGCACGGUGGUCGGGGACGUACCGUUCACCCUGAAACCGGCGGGAGAAACGGGGCUCCUGCCGCUGCCCGCGGACGACGCCUUCGACAGAAACCGUAAGAAGUACUUCCUCCACACGUCUGCCCUGUUGGACUACGAGGCCACUAAAGAGUAUAGCGUGACCAUCGUGGCGGUCGACUCUGGUUCCCCCUCUCUCUCCAGCAACAGCUCUCUCAUGGUCAGGGUGGUCGACAUCAACGACCACCCUCCAACCUUCGCCCAGGCCGUGGUCGAGGUCCACUUCGCCGAGAACAACCAACCGGGAGAGCGUGUGGUCACCGUGGUUGCGGCGGACGCCGAUUCCGGCAAAAACGCAGAGAUCGCGUAUUCAUUGGAUACGUCCGUUAACGGCGUGUUCUAUAUUGAUGCUGAUAAUGGGGAUAUCCGGGCGACGGGGGUUCUGGACCGGGAGGUCAGGGAGAGGUACGAGUUCCAGGUGAUUGCCAGGGAUAAGGGAUCCCCCUCGCUGCAGGGGUCGGCCACGGUAGUAGUCAUGGUGACCGACCGCAACGACAACGCUCCGAAGUUCGUCCAGGAAGUGUUCACGUUCUACGUGAAGGAGAACCUCCUCGCCAACAGCCCCGUCGGCAUGGUAACGGUAACGGACGCGGAUGAGGGCGAGAACGCAGAGCUGAGUCUUUUCGUAGAGAUGGACGAAGACGAAGGAGAAGAGGGGGAUGGAGAGGUGGAGGGAGGAAGAGGGGAGAAGAACAAGGGGGUAGAAGAAACCUUCUCCAUAGAGAACAACACCGGGACGAUCUUCUCCUCCGUGUCCUUCGACCGGGAACGCCGCUCCACCUACACCUUCCGCGUCCGGGCCGUCGACGGUGGAGCUCCGCGUCGCUCUGCCACAGCGACAGUCUCCCUCAUCGUAACCGACGAGAACGACAACGCCCCCUCCGUGACCUCACCCACCAACGAAUCCUACACCCUCCUCCCCCCGGCCUCCUCCACGCGGACCAUCGUCAGAACCGUGGCCGCCUUGGACUCUGACUUUGGCCGCAAUGCUGACCUGCGCUUCUCCCUGGUAGGAGGGAACCCCUUCAGGCUGUUUGAGAUCGGCCUGGCCAGUGGAGUGAUCACCGUGGCGGAGCCCUUAGAGAGGAGACACAGGGGGCUGCAUCGCCUGGUGGUCAGGGUCAACGACAGCGGGGAACCGUCGCUCUGCGCCACCGCGCUGGUCCACGUCUUCAUCAACGAGAGUCUGGUCAACGCUACGCUGGUGGACGCACAGGUGGCUCGUAGUCUGGCCGCCCCUCUCUCCCUGGACAUCGCUGGCGACCCCGACAGCGAGCGAGCGUUGGGGAAACAGCGCCUCUCGGUAGCCAUCGGUGUCCUGGCGGGCGCCGCCGCAGUCAUCCUGGUCAUCCUCCUAGUGGUUAUGGCCCGCCAGUGCGGCGCCCAGGGCAAGAACGGAUACGAGGCCGGGAAGAAAGAACCAGAGGAGGACUUCUUUAGCCCUCAACCGGCCCUGCCAGUAACCAGGGGAGGAACGUUGGACCGCGGACGGAAGCCCCGCAGGGACAAACGGAACGGAGGUGCUGGAGGAGCCGGAGCCAGUAAUAAAACUGAACGGCCACUCUACAACGGCAUCGUCACGGUCAACGGGCUCCGUCGCAAUGGCAACGACCACCACAUCUCCAACAUCGACGACGACGACGAGGACGUGAGCAGCGCCAGCGAGAGGUUGGCGGCGAGGUACUGCGCGGUGGACGGAGACCCCGGGAGCCCACGCAUGGGCGCCAGGCAUCACCAGUCGAGCCCAGAUCUGGCCAGGCAUUAUAAGUCAAGCUCGCCGCUCCCCGCGGUACACCUCCAGCCCUACAGCCCCCCAGCCGAGGGGAAAAAGCACCAGGCCGUACAGGAGCUGCCCCCCUCUAACACCUUCGUGGGGUCUGGAGGGUCCAGUGGUAGUGGGGGGAGCAGUAGUGGUGGAAGUGGGAACGCUGAUGCCAUGUCUCUGGGGUCAGAUCAGUGUUCUGAGUAUGGAUGUCAGACGGGGAAUAAGUACAGCAAACAGGCGACCCUUCGUAGGGUGACGUUCUCCGUGGUCCCGGGGCCUCAGGACGGUUGUUGCUAUGACAGCGCUGUGGAGGACUCUGAGACCCCCAGCAGUAAGGGUUCAUCUGGACCCCGUCUGGGGGCGCUAACUCUCCCUGAGGAGGGGUACGAGAGGACCACACCUGAGGGGAGUGUAGGAGAGGAGGAACAUGUGGAGAACGAUGCCAGGCAGCUCCCAGACGUAGCCCUGACAGGGAAGUGCACUAGGGAGUGUGAUGAGUUCGGACACUCCGACACCUGUUGGAUGCCCGCCGCUGUCCGCCCGUCGCCUCGGCAACACCAGCGCCAGCGCCACGUCAGCGAGCCGCCCCGCCUGUCCACCUUCGCCUCCCCCGGCAAUGACAGCAACAAUAACCAUGACGACGAUGAUGAGGAAGAUAGUGACAGCGAGAGCGCCGGCAGCGCCGGGAGUUCCGAACCGGGUGUGGUCAGCGUGGGAGUCGGCGGAGGAGGUCAGAGGUUACCGUUAGCCAAUGGGGAUCCUCUCGGCAGCCUGGUGGGCGGAGACAGGAUGAACCGGAACAUGGGCGACCACAACCGGAACCUGCUCAACCGCAAGAUGACGUCGGCGUCGUACGACACGUUCAGCUCUGCCGGGUUCGGGAGACGCCAUCACGAGGAGGAUGGGGGGCGUCAGGGCAGGGUCAACCCUCCGGAGGUUAUACCAUUAACGAGGACCGGGGACUACAAGACCACGUCGUGCCUCACGCUCUCCCGUAGAGAGGUCUACCUUUAAGAGCAUGGGGGAUGGAUCACUCCACUGCUGCUGCACCCCUUUUCUGAUGGAAUGGAACAUUCCAUCCCUGUUUGUUCUGGUGAAAUGGAACAGUCCACUUCUAGACACUGGAAUGGAAUGGUCCAUUUCUGUUGUAGUUUUUGUUGAGAACUUUGACCAGCUGUGAAUAAUAAUAAUAAUAAUAACACCUUCAGAAUAGAGGACCGCUCUGUGGUUUUGGUUUGUUUUGUUAAGUUUGACCAGGAUACAGACACCACACAACUACAAAAACACAAAAGGACACUAGGACCUUAAACUCCAAGAAGAAAAGACUAUAAGGUGUGAUUAAAAAAGAGAAAUGGUGUUCAUUAACUGAACUCCUUGCCAAAAAAAAAAUUUUUUAAUCAAAUCUGAACUUUUGGAUGCUAAAUACAUCAUAUUUAUAUGGAUCGUGAGGAGGGAGAUGGAUCCAUGGAUUGCCUUUGGAAAAAAGAGAUAGCAGUUGCUGCUCUGGAGUCACGUACUGACUGACUUAAUUUAAUCGAAACUCUGGAUAGAAGUUUCUCUCAAACACAGAUCUAGGAUCAGUUUAUUCUUCCCUGAAUCCUAACCUGAAGUAUUACAGGGAGCAACUCAAUACUGAACUUAGAUCAGUGUCAAGUGUUAACUUAUUUUUUAAUUUUUUUUGUUACUCUUUAAAGUUAAUCAGAUGCAUGUCUAACCUCCCGCCACCGGGGGAGCUGUGGGGAGAGAGACUAAUCUCCCCCCACCAGGGGAGCUGUGGGGGGAGAGACUAACCUCCCCCCACCAGGGGAGCUGUGGGGAGAGAGACUAACCUCCCGCCACCAGGGGAGCUGUGGGGAGAGAGACUGACCUCCCCUCACCGGGGGAGCUGUGGGGAGGGGAAAGAGCUGGAGGAACUGGGCCUGACGCCAUACACGCCUCAGGACCAAUGGGAACACUCGCUGAGGUGCAUGCGACCAAUCAAAUUUGAUUUAAAGACUUAUGAUCGGACAGAUCUGAAUCUGACUAAUCUGCGAACCCGAUGAUGGGACGCCAUGGAGGUAUAACCAAUCAAACGAUAGGACCAAUGAGCUGUCGUUAUAAAAGUAAUUUUAAUGGAUUUCAUGCUCAUCAAUCAAAUGUUAUUUAAACCUAACCCACCAAUCAUCAUAUGGCAUUAUAGGGAAGUAGCAUCGAGAUAUUAACCAACCAUACAACGGACAAGAUAUUUUCAGUAACAACCAAUCGGAUUCUUUGGCAAAGACAAGGACUUCCGAAAAGAUAACUGAUUUUAAAAAACAUCCAGGUAUUUUUGAAACAAUGCAAGAAGACGAGGAGGGAAAUAAACAAACACAACGUGACGUUUUUACAGAUAUGAGCUAGAAACACUCGGAAUACAAGGUCCAUGCUAGAAUCAGUGCCAACAUAUUCCAGCAUUUUCUAAUGAAAAAUGAUACUUUUUCUGUCUUUUUGCCUUCUCUAGCUAAGUUCUGGUAACCUUCCCAAAACUACAAGGUUUUUCAGAAAUCCUGGUUGGAGUAUUCCCGGAUUUCCUACCUAUUCCGGGAAUCUUCUUAACGGGAUUUCUGAAAAACCUGGGGAUUUUGCGAAAGUUAAGGGGAAAUGUGCAACCCUAGCCGAGACUGUACAUAGUGUAUCUAUGUUUAGACUGGCAGUGUUACAGCACUGUCAUCCAUUCAUUAAGACCAUUACAUAUUACUCUACCGUGCAGAAGACCAGUCACUUCAUUCAACUGAUUAUAUGGAUAUCUAUUCUACAACACACAAUGUAGUGAAACACACACACACACACACACACACACACGACUGCACACACACACACUCAGUGAAACCAUACACACACGACAUAGAUGUGCGACAUACACCCACACCCACAAGCGUACACUGUAGCUAUACAAAAUCAACCCAAAAUGCAGAAGGAUAUACGUUCCCACACACACACACACACACACACACACACACACACACACACACACACACACACACACACAUAAUGUGUCUACAUGCUUUUAAACAUACUUGAACAUAUAACAUGUUGCCUCUGAAAACUAGCUUUUUGCCUGCUUCCCUCCCCCUCCUCUUCAACCCCCUGAUGUAAACAAGUAUUUAAAUAAGUAUUCAUCUUUCAAGACAUUAAAGGGAUGUUUUGGUCUAUG